Messenger RNA from Mycena indigotica, 1197 nucleotides. Its product is annotated as Ribonuclease T2. The transcript has 4 exons. Bases 1 to 1197 code for a protein of 398 amino acids. Gene Ontology annotation, biological process: RNA catabolic process. Gene Ontology annotation, cellular component: extracellular region. Gene Ontology annotation, molecular function: ribonuclease T2 activity; RNA binding. The record is from RefSeq and is a predicted model, not a curated record. Lineage: Eukaryota; Fungi; Basidiomycota; Agaricomycetes; Agaricales; Mycenaceae.
AUGUCCCUCUUUCCCCUUCUCCUCGCCGCUCUGCCAACAGUCUCGAGCUGGGCCGUGAAUACCUCUCUGACAGAGCGGGCCUUAACUUCAGCCAUAUCGUCAGGCUGUCCGGCCAAUAGUCCGACUUCAUGUGGGAGCACGACCUCUAGCAACACAUGCUGCUUCGAGUCGCCCGGAGGAUUGUUACUGCAAACCCAGUUCUGGGAUGCGACGCCUGUGUCUACCGGCCCAAAUAACAGCUGGACAAUCCAUGGACUGUGGCCGGACAAUUGCGACGGGACCUUCAGCGAGAACUGCGAUUCCUCGCGCGACUACACCGGCAUAUCCACGCUCCUCACCAACCAGGGUGCUGCCUCGACGCUUUCGUUCAUGAAUACCUUUUGGAAGAAUCUGCCCUCUGAUGGGACGGACGAGUCGCUCUGGGAGCACGAAUGGGCGACCCAUGGCACGUGCUACAGCACUCUGAAGACCAGCUGUCUGCCCUCCGGAAGCUCGAAAGGGGCGGAAGCUGUCGCAUUCUUCGAGACCACCGUCAAACUCUUCCAAACACUGCCCACAUUUGAUUGGCUCUCCGCCGCGGGGAUCGUCCCCUCUUCAUCGACAACUUACACGUUGUCUGCUUUGCAAGCUGCUGUUCGGGCAAAGUGGGGGUUCACGCCCGCGUUCCAAUGUAGCGGCUCGACAUUGAACGGGGUAUUCUACUACUUCAACCUGAAGGGCAGCGUCAUCGAUGGAACUUUCGUGCCGAUUAACGCUGCCACGGCCUCGACUUGCUCGAGCACGGGUAUCAAGUACGCGCCAAAGACGACCGGGAGCAGCGGUGGAGGCGGUGGUGGUAGCACCGGAACCCUCCCCGCCAAAGCCACACUUGUCGCCUCCUCCGUUGGGGGCAUCCUCUCUCUUGGCACGUGGUCCACGCAGACGCUCGCCACCUUCACGAUAUCCGGCACUGUUGACUCGUUCACAAUGACCUCCUCCAAGGGCAACUGCGGCGUCGCGAGCGGUACCUUCGCAUGCGGCUCUGGCGUUUCCCUCACCUCCUUUUCCGCCGUAUCCAGUGGCGGAAAACUGUUGUUGGCGAGCGGCGGAUCGACGAGCUGGACAAGCGACGCCACGCCGAGUGGGUCGACGGUGCAGACGGUGUUCACUGGCUCGGGCCAUGCUCAGGAUUAUACCCUGGCUAUUACGUCGACAUAA